Molecule: messenger RNA, 1200 nt
Organism: Spodoptera litura
Lineage: Eukaryota; Metazoa; Arthropoda; Insecta; Lepidoptera; Noctuidae
Product: 2-oxoglutarate and iron-dependent oxygenase domain-containing protein 3
Cellular component (GO): membrane
Molecular function (GO): iron ion binding; oxidoreductase activity, acting on paired donors, with incorporation or reduction of molecular oxygen; L-ascorbic acid binding
Source: RefSeq, a predicted model, not a curated record
UGUAACGAAACACCCAAUAAUGGUAAAAACAUCAAAAUGUACUCUGUGUCGUACAAUCUUGGGUGCAAUUUUGUUGUUUGACAUCUGACUUUUGAUUCAUUUGGUUGUCUUCGAUCCGUUUUGGAUUACGAAAAACAAAAACACUAAAAAAUUAUUGGUACUUUUAGGCAACACGUUGAAAAUAAUUUAGAAAUAUAAAAUAAAUUUAAUAAACAUAGCAAAAGACAUGCAAGAUGUCAGGAAAAGAGCCAAAAGUAAGGAUAAAGAUGCGUGUGAAAGAGACAUUGCGAAAAGUAAUGAAAAUAAUGUAAAUAAUGAUAAAAGACCAACUACAAAGAGAAACAUAUCAUUAAGAAUAAUUUCUCGUGUGGUGGUUAUUUUUUCUCUACUCAUAGUAGUUUACUUUUCAUCUAAAAAUGAUAAAGUAAGAACCUUUGCCAAGCAAUCGGAAUUACUACCAGGCAAGGGCUUGGUUGUCGACUGUUCUCCAUCAUACAAGGAGGAAGUGGAAAAAUAUGAGGGCUGUGUUCCUAAGGAAUGCAAAAGAUUCAUCACAGAUAAAGUGAUAUCAGUGCGAGAAGCAGAAGAACUACUGGCUAUAGCAAAGAAGGGCCUCAAGCUGGGAGGUUCCUCUGGUGGGGCUUCAAUCCUAGAUUUACAUAGUGGAGCUCUAUCUAUGGGGCAGCACUUUGUCAACAUUUACAAGCGUGAGGAUGCUAAACACAUAUUCAGUGAAACUGACUUUAAUAUUUAUAGAGUAAUCAAAGAGAAAAUUAAAUAUGCUGUGGCUCAUCACUUUGGAGUAAAACCUAACAAAAUAUAUCUGACACAUCCAACAUUUUUCUCUGAAAUAACGUCCAAGAAAGCAGUCACCAUGCAUGAUGAAUAUUGGCAUCCUCAUGUCGAUAAAGAAACAUAUAAAUCAUUCCACUACACAACUCUGUUAUAUCUUGGUGAUUACAACAUCGACUUCAAAGGUGGAAGAUUUGUAUUUGUUGAUGACAAAUUUAACAGAACAGUAGAACCAAGAAAAGCCCGUCUCAGUAUGUUCACCAGUGGCCGUGAAAAUUUCCACUAUGUUGAAAAGGUGACAUCUGGCAUCAGAUAUGCAAUGACCAUAUCAUUCACCUGUGAUCAGCAAUAUGCUAUUCAAGAUCCUAGUACAAAUAAUAUAUAAAGUCUAACAUUCCAAUUGUAUAA